CGAUCCCUCGGCGCCCAGGAGCUCGUCUUGAACUAUGUCCAAAGGAACAGAAAUACUGAUGGAAAGCAACACGCGGGAUCCGGCCGAGGAGAUGCCUCGGUGGGAUGUGGGGAGGCAGCUGUCGGGCAAGAUCCUCUCUCUGGACAGGCGAGAGGCCAAGAAAGUGCUGGAGAUUUAUGUCAAGCGCUCACUGAGCUGCCAUGAAAACUCACUGGUGGCCAAAAAAACCCUUCAGGAGAAAGGUGGAGGGCGAGGGAGGAAAAUGGACAGGCUACAACGGUCAGAAAGUGAUUUCUGCACGUACCCAUGUGUCACACCCAGCCCUAGGAAGGACCAGGAGGAGAGACUCAAAACACCAGGCCCAGAGGAGGCUUUGGAUGACGGCAGCAAAGCUCCCCAGGAGGUGCCUACAGAGGGGCUGAAGGAUAAGAAAAAAAGCACAAAAAACUCUUCCCAGGGCAAAACACAGCACUCAGGUUCAAAACAAGGCUGGCUGAAAGGUUUCUUAAAUCUCUUCUUCAAGAAGAGCCCUGAGGACCAGAAGGAAAACACAGGGCAAAAAGCAAAGGAGAAAGAUGUCAAAGCUCCUCAGGGCUCCAAACCAGAAGGAGCCAGAAAGCACAGAGUAGACUCAAACACGUCCCCAGCGUUGGGCAGAGCCCUGAAGAAGAAACCCAGCCUCAAGAAGGUUUUCUCCCUGAAGAAGCACGGGGAGGAGGAGAGGGCAGAGCCGGGAUCCGGGGCACGGAGCAAGCGCCCCAGCUGCCUCCCCCUACGGCACGUCCUGGCGCCAGCCCAGCCAGAGGCGGAGCGGCCCGAUGGAUACUACACACAAGUGUCCCAGGAGAUCGGGCUGAUCGUGCAGGGCAGCGAGAGCCGGGCGGACGGAGCAGGAGGACAUGGGGAGCCCCCACAGACCCCCGGACCCGACGGGGUCGAUGAAGCUAUCAUGAGAAUUGUUGCCCUGCUCAGGAGUGCAGGAGAUGAGCUGGACAGGCAGGUGAGGGAGGACGCACGGCUGCAGCUCUUCUUCAGGGACAUGUCCUACAGCUCCUUCAAGAGCCUGGCCGACGCCUACGUGCAGAGGGAGCUGACAGCCAGCAGGCCCAACGUCAACCCCCAGGAGAUCCAGUUUGCCUACACAGUCCAUCUCACCGCCACGGUGGCGGGGAUCUGCAGCCAGGCAGUGAACAGGAUCAUGGGCUUCGGCACCCGCUACCUGGACGAUUCCUUCGCGCCCUACGGCAAAAUUCUCCAGCAGAAGAGAGAAAAGCUGAGGACAGACCACUGUGACAGCCCGGACUGAGAGCGGCUGCUGUGAGGGGCCUGUGAUGCCUGGACAAACAUUUCAUGGAGGGAGGACAAUCCCUGAGGUGACUGGGAUCCCCCUGGAUGUGGGGUGAACUUCUGGACAGGGGAUUUAAAAUCUUUUAAGGAAAACCCUCAGGACAGUGCCAGCAGUGUGAAAUGCUUGAACCCCACCUGGCGGGGGGGUGAAGAGUCUGUAAAUCAGAGCCCACAUUUCACCCUGUAUUUCUAUUUUAGCUCCUGCCAAGUGCUUGUGUUGAACCUCAGGGGCUGUUGCUCUUUGUUGCACAUGUAUUUAUUUACCUGCUUUUCUAAAUGUAUUUGUGAAUGUACAACAUAAUUUUUGUAGUUUCUGCUACCAGCCAAGAAUUCAGUUUGAAAAAAAAUCUAAAACUCAAAUAAAUUGGUACCUAAAUGCCAGCCA
Molecule: messenger RNA, 1732 nt
Organism: Cyanistes caeruleus (blue tit)
Lineage: Eukaryota; Metazoa; Chordata; Aves; Passeriformes; Paridae
Gene: BNIP5
Product: BCL2 interacting protein 5
Biological process (GO): regulation of extrinsic apoptotic signaling pathway
Source: RefSeq, a predicted model, not a curated record